This is a messenger RNA of Ogataea philodendri, 462 nucleotides long. RefSeq lists its product as uncharacterized. Lineage: Eukaryota; Fungi; Ascomycota; Pichiomycetes; Pichiales; Pichiaceae. The transcript has a single exon. The record is from RefSeq and is a predicted model, not a curated record. Bases 1 to 462 code for a protein of 153 amino acids.
AUGCAUCUUCCCUCCUUAGGGUCCCAGAUCUUGAUAGUCUUAUCGUGGGACCCAGAGUAUAGCAGGUUGGUUCCGCCCCAUCUUAUACACGAGACAGACGAAGCGUGUCCAGAGAGCGUCAUUUCGCAGCGUUGCAAGGCAGUGUUCCAAAUACGAACGGUUCCGUCUUUCGAUGCAGACGCCAAACGAGGAGAGUCGCCCGGAGAAACCAAAUGCGCAGGUUCCCAGGCCAAGGAAGAAACAAACUUGGAGUGGCCAGAAAGAGUUCCGAUCUGCGAGCCGGAUUUCCCUUCCCAAAGACGAACACUGCCAUCCAUCGAUCCAGUGGCAACAACAUCACCGAACGGAGAGUACGAAACACAUAAUACCCAGUUCGAAUGGCCGCUCAAAGUCGUCUUGAUGGUCUGGGUGUUGCAAUCCCAGAGUCGGGCAGUGGAAUCGCCUGCUCCCGUGACGAAAUAG